AUGUUUGCUGCUGUAGGUGCAAGUUUCUGUGCGUGGUUUCAUGCAGCUGGGGAAUGGGACACUGAGGAGUUGAGGCAUUUGCUCUUUGCCAUCUUUCUGCUGGUCUACAUAGUGGCUGUGGCUGGGAACUUCCGACUCCACACCCCCAUGUAUUUCUUCCUGGCCAACCUCUCGCUGCUGGAUACUGCCUAUAUGUCCAACACGGUGCCUCAGAUUCUAGUACAUCUGCUGGCACCAGUGCGGGUCAUGCCCUGUCAUGCUUGUCUUACCCAGAUAUUCUUUCUCCACUUCCUGGCUCCCUGGGAGUGCUUCCUGCUCACAGCCAUGGCCUAUGACCACUACGCAGCCAUCUGCCAGCCACUGCACUACCUAGUCCUCAUGGGCCAAAGGACCCGGACAGGACUGGCUUCAAUCUCCUGCCUGCUUGCUUUGACCAAUGCACUCACCCACACCAUCCUUGCAGCUCUACUCAAGUUCUGUGGACCCUGCCUUAUCACCCACUACUUUUGUGACCUCCCUCCACUGCUCAAACUCUCUUGCUCCACCACGUGGGCCAAUGAACUUGCCCUGUUCUUCUUCAGUUUUCUGGUGGCUCUUGCACCCUGUGCCCUGGUUGUGAUCUCCUAUAUACAUGUUGUCGCUGCGGUUUUCAGGAUUCACUCUGCCGAGGGCCGAAGAAAAGCCUUUUCUACCCGUGGCGCUCACAUCACCAUGGUCUGUAUUUUCUACAUCACUUCAGUCCUCCGCUGCAUCCUUCCCAGCUCUGCACACUCUGGCUUGAGAGACCAGGUUCUUUCUGUGCUGUAUGUGGUCCUCGCUCCCAUGCUCAACCCCAUCGUCUACGGCAUAUGCGAAACAAGGCCACACUCCUCCAGUGCGGCUGGCACAUACCUGAUGCUUUGGGAGUGA
Molecule: messenger RNA, 909 nt
Organism: Eubalaena glacialis (North Atlantic right whale)
Lineage: Eukaryota; Metazoa; Chordata; Mammalia; Artiodactyla; Balaenidae
Product: olfactory receptor 3A1-like
Exons: 2
Coding region: 1-909 (302 amino acids)
Biological process (GO): G protein-coupled receptor signaling pathway
Cellular component (GO): membrane
Molecular function (GO): olfactory receptor activity
Source: RefSeq, a predicted model, not a curated record